UGAGCUUAAGCCCCGGGUCUCUUGGAGGACACGGAGGUGUCCUUCUAUGGUCUCUGCUCCCCUUUACUCCUCCUCCCCCAGACCACUUUGACUCUUUCCUCUUUCUAGUCCUCAUCUUCCUUCCCCUCCUCCUUCCUCUUCUACUACUCCCAUCUCUUCCCUCUCCGAAGUGAAAAUCGAAGUUUCCAACAUGACCAAUAUCUCUAACUCCUCGGACUGCAAGAUACGACUAUGGCUACCUCCUGGCGAAAGUCCAGCCAUAAGCGCUGUAAUGUUCUCUGCGGGAGUAUUGGGCAACCUCCUAGCCCUAGUACUGCUGAUGCGCCGCUGGAGGAGUGACCGGGACGCUUCCGAGUACCGCUGUAGGACCCCCAUUUCCCUAUUCCACUUACUAGUAACCGAGUUAGUGUUCACGGAUCUUCUGGGGACUUGCCUCAUCAGUCCAGUGGUAUUGGCAUCAUACUCACGAAAUCAAACUCUAGUAGCACUGGCCUCGAAUGGCCGGAUGUGCAUCUACUUUGCCUUCGCUAUGACCUUCUUCAGCCUCGCCACAAUGCUGAUGCUCUUUGCAAUGGCUCUAGAACGGUGCCUUUCCAUAGGUUAUCCUUACUUCUACGAGCGCUGCAUCACCUGGCGCCUUGGGUUAGUGGUACUGCCAGGCAUCUAUAUCUUUUCUCUGCUUUUUUGCUCUUUCCCGUUGCUGGACAACGAGCAGUUUGUGCAGUAUUGUCCUGGGACCUGGUGUUUCAUCAAGCAUGAACAGUCCCCUUUUUUGCAGAUAUAUGCCACGGUGUUACUGCUUCUCAUUGUUUCAGUGUUACUCUGCAACCUCAGUGUCAUCCUCAACCUAGCCCGCAUGCACUACCGAAGAAAAAGCAUUGGCGGGGUGCCCCCCCUUGACAGAGGCAGGGGUAGUCCAGGGAUCCUCAAGAAAGGGGAAAGAAUGUUCAUGUCAGAGGAGACAGACCAUCUCAUCCUUCUCGCUAUUAUGACCAUCACGUUUGUGAUCUGUUCAUUACCAAUUACGAUUUAUGCAUAUUUGACUGAACCUUCCUCCAGGGAGAAAAAAUGGGAACUACAAGCACUUCGAUUUUUAUCAAUUAACUCAAUAAUUGAUCCUUGGAUAUUCGUCAUUCUUAGGCCUCCAGUUCUGAGGCUGAUGCGUUCAAUACUAUAUUGUGAAAUUUCAUUGAAAGCACAAGAUGCUCCACCAACAUAGUGACCUUUAUGCAUAAUGGUUACCAAUAUCACAAAACACCUGGAAAUCAAAUUUGAAAUAGUUCCUUGGGGAUAUGGAGAAAAAUAAAAGGGGAAGGAAAAAGAUAGGAGAAAAGAGAGGAAAGAAAAAGAUGAGAGAGAAAAGGAAAAGAAAAAGGAGAGAAGAGGAAAAGAAAGUGCUUAAUGCUUCUUUAGUAAACAAAAAUAACUUUGAACAAUAGACUAGACUACAAAUCCGUUGAAAGGCUGUGUGAAAUUUUCCCAAAGGGAUUCAGAAAAUCUUUCUAGAGUAAGUAAAUUGUGUGGACUUUAGGGAAAAAAAUAAACACCAGCAACUGAAAAUCUUGAUGCAAACUUGGUGACUAUAUUCAGUUACCUUUAAAUUUCAGUUUUCCUUUGAAUUAAGAAUACAGGGGGCAGCAGGGGGGCUCAGUGGAUUGAGAGACACGCCUAAAGACAGAAGGUCCUUGUUUCAAAUCUGGCC
Molecule: messenger RNA, 1702 nt
Organism: Gracilinanus agilis (Agile Gracile Mouse Opossum)
Lineage: Eukaryota; Metazoa; Chordata; Mammalia; Didelphimorphia; Didelphidae
Gene: PTGER2
Product: prostaglandin E receptor 2
Exons: 2
Coding region: 191-1219 (342 amino acids)
Biological process (GO): adenylate cyclase-activating G protein-coupled receptor signaling pathway; positive regulation of cytosolic calcium ion concentration; inflammatory response
Cellular component (GO): plasma membrane
Molecular function (GO): prostaglandin E receptor activity
Source: RefSeq, a predicted model, not a curated record